Molecule: messenger RNA, 1790 nt
Organism: Lolium perenne
Lineage: Eukaryota; Viridiplantae; Streptophyta; Magnoliopsida; Poales; Poaceae
Source: RefSeq, a predicted model, not a curated record
CUUAACUACUAUAUUAAACGUCAACACACAUCUUUUUUCUCCUAAUUCUGAAUUGAUUUUUGGAUUAACAGUGGUUUAACACGUGUGUGCUUUUGUGGUCUGAUUUCCGCACUCUCUUUUUUGUGUACGUUUCGAUGCUGUCUAGCAAUUCCAUCGUCUGUUAGUACAGCGUUUUGGUACCUUGGUCGUGUGGCCGUAGCCACGAAGAAGCUAGGCGGUCAAAGCGCUGCUACGACUAUCAUUUACCUCGUAGACGUAACUUCUCUCUGGAUUUUCCCCUCCACUCUCGAUUUCUUUUUUUUUGCUGCCGCCCCCGACCUUCCCCGCACGCGCGCCGCCCAUGCCGCCAUGGUGCCGCCCCUGCAGAUCCCCACUAUCACGAGACCACUAUGAGGGUCCCCAUGCUCCGAUCUCCUCCUCACCUGGCCCGCUCGCCGCCCCCGUGCUUCUUCCGAGGACGUCCUCCAUGGGCUUUCUCAUGGGCGCGUGCUCUGGAGACGGCAUCCCUCUGCUCUUCUCCUCACCGUUGUGGACCUCUGCGGGCGUAGAACAUGGGGAGGAGGGCCAUCUUGCCGAGUUCCAUAGGCCGGCCAUGGUGGCUGCCUCACCAGCAGCACCUCUGGCCAUCGGCGCACCGACACCACCUCGAACAGCGGAGCAAGGAGGACGAGGAUGGCGCGCCACAAGGCCUCUGGUCGAUCUGGGUGGGGUGUGGUUUCCCCUCCGCGAUAGAGAGAUCCAGAUCGUGCCCUGUCUGGGUGUGUUCGCUCCCUCUAGAUGGACGCUGAAAGGGUCCUCUUCCUCCGCGCUCCAGCCGGGGUAGACUGCCUGUCUGUGGCUGUGGGAGGCGUGCCAGUUCAGCCAACUCACGUUCUGGUUUGGCUCCUCCGCCGUCGCGCCGGCGGCAUGAUCUUUGAUUGACAUCUGGGGUGAUACACGAUGGGGUGUAGAGACCGCAUCAGUCUCUUAUUUAGACGCCAUGUCCUGGGAUGGAUGCAGUAUUUAGACGCCAUGUCCUGGGAUGGAUGCAGGCAACGCAAGAGGCAACAAAGCUCUAUGUCAAUCACAUCAGCAACAUAAUUAAGUAAAAUAUGUCUCUCUCUUUGAAAUAUUGCACUUCUAAUUCAUGAUGUAAGAUUUUCUGAUGUUUCAGGAUUCAGAUUAUGCUCAUGAAGCACUCAAAUUAGAGGAAUUAAUCUUAAUUGCUUUUGAAGUGCUCUAAGUUCUCUCUCUAAUUUUUUACAUAGCAUUGGGGUCGUAAAUUAUGUCAGUGGUCUUAGUCAGGGAGGUUAUGUUCAAAAAAAAUUAACCUGUUCUACCAAUAUGCUGUUAGACUGCAUCUUCUAUUUGGAUGUGUGUGCUCUUUUAAAAAGCUAAGCCAAUGCAGGCACCAAUUCAGUGCUAUCUUGCUCUCGCUGGUGGGACAACAGGCUCGCAAGCUCUCUCAGUUGUGCACAAGAAUGCUUUUUCUGCAGGUUUAUUCUUCAGGGACAUGUCCGAUCAGGGAAUUUUGAGGUGAUUAAAGGCGUCCUCACUGCUAUAAGGUGUCAUUGACUAAAUGUUCUUUUUGAUAUAUUGCCCUUAGGUGUGUCAUUUUCUUGCUGCCUAUUGCAGAAUAAAGAACCUAUCAUUUGUUUCCCAAUUUUAUGAAGCUGGAUAACGUUUGUACCUAUCUCAUUAAACAUGCCAUUGUGUAAAACGUAGUUUUUUAAAUCUAUGGGUACAUUUAGAUAAUUGUACACCUAUUACAAUGUAAUAUCAUAUCAUGGUUUCCAUUUUUCACUAUAUUA